AUGGUAAUUAAACGAAAACGCAAUUCGAAACCAACUGCGCCAAUUUUGGUGACAAGGACUAAGCUGGAUACUACGACACAUUCUAAUAAGGUUGAACGUCAAGGGCAUCGAAGGCGUCGAGGACUUACACGAAAAUUCGAUGUUUUUUCUAAGCCUGCUGAAUCUUCGGAUGCAGAAGAACUUGAAAUCAGGCGUUUAGAAAAAAAAUUAGGAAUUAAAUCGAGUGGCAAAUUGACGAAAGCCUUUGCUGAAGAUGGAUUAGACGGUUUACUAGAAGGAUUUGAGAUCGGCUCUAAAAGGUCGAAAUCAGCUAAUUUUUUGAAGGAUUCAGGUUCAGAGCAAGUUAAGGAUGAUGAUACUUUUGAAACAGAGAAAUCAGAACAUUUUGAGGAUUUCGGUGUAAUAGGUGAAUUGAAUGAAGACAAUCUUUGCGAAGUCGAUGUGACUAUUGAAGAGUUUGAUGAUCAGCAGCUUGAACACGUCACGAAAGUUGACUCAGGACAAAAUAUUUUAGAACCCAUGUAUAAUGGAUUCAUAAAAGAGUUAACUAAUUGUAUUCCAACUCCUAUAGACAAGUAUCUUCCACCACAUAUUCGUGAUAAAGUUGCAACCUUAAAUGUUGCAGAGACUGAUAAAAUUAAAUCAGAACAAAAAAUACGGUUACAACGCCAGUUUCAAGGAUUACUGAACAGAUUAAGUGAAUCUAAUAUCGAAAAUAUAAUUGUGAGCAUAAAAGAAGUAUAUGACAAGCACAUACGACACGAUGUGAUAUCGACACUUACAAAACUCGUUUUGAAUAUGAUCUCAUCAAAGACAAUGCUUUUGGAUCAAUUCGUAAUUUUGUAUGCUGCUUUUGUUGCCGCAUUGUAUAAAACUAUAGGGAUUGACUUUUGUAGGUUUAAAUAUUGGGCCAUUAAUCAUAGUGCAAAUUUCAUACAGACCCUUAUUGAAGAAUUUGAGGGUUUCCAUGGCCAAUUUAAUAGAUCAAUAGACACAAAAGACGUUGAUUGUAAUGGUGGCAAAGAGUAUUCAGGUUAUCAACUUAAACAAGACGAUCCUUCCUCUUUGAAGGAAAUCAUUCAACAAGUUCAGAUCGAAAUAAAUAAGAAAGAUCCAAAGAGUUUCGGGUCUCGUACGAAAUUCAUGAUUGAAACAAUUAUGAAUUUAAAAAAUAAUCGCUUAAAACAGCAAUCUUUAGCUAUAAAUACAGAAUGCUUAUUAAGAAUGAAGAAAUUCCUCGCAAAUUUAGGAAAGAGGAUUCAUGUUCAAGCAACUGAAGCUUUGAGAGUUAGUCUUGAAGAUAUUCGGUCAAUUGAUACUAAAGGCAAAUGGUGGCUUGGUUCGUCAUGGACUGCAAAUACGAUUGAUAACCAAUCCACAUUAAUUACCCGACAUCCGGAAAAUAGCUCUGUUUCUGAGGUUCUUUUAAAUUUAGCUAAACAACAAAAAAUGAAUACUGAUGUUCGAAGAAGCAUUUUUAUAGUUUUAAUGAGUAGUGAGGAUUAUAUUGAUGCAUUUGAGAGACUGUUGAAACUUGGUUUAAAGGAAGUCCAAGCGCGGGAGAUUCCUCGAGAAAACAUUCAUAAUCCAUAUUAUUCUCUAAUUGCACAACGUCUCUGCGAUUAUGAUCACAGUUUUAAAAUAACUUUUAAAUACUGUCUGUGGGACUUUCUCAGAGAAUGUGGUGAAAGUGAUGUGGGUGGAAUAAUGAUGAAGAGCAUGCCAUCAAGAGACCAAUCUGAAAAAAUUUCACUAAGGAGGAUUGUUAAUUUGGCAAAGCUUUUUGCAUGGUUAAUUGUGAAUGGAGGAUUGUCUGUUAUAAUUUUAAAGACUGUCACUUUUACUAAAUUGCAAUCUCAAAGUCGUUUAUUUUUUCAACUCCUUUUUUCACACAUUAUUUUAACUCAAAAUGCGAACAAACGUAAUCCACAAUUACUCGUCAAAAUUUUCAUAAAUGUGGUACAUAAUCCAACAUUGGCGCAAGGAAUAAUGUUCUUUUUACACCAUUUUGUUAAAACAGGAGAUAUUCUAGAAGAAGAAGAGAAAGAAAUAGUUGAGUGGGGAUGUGAUGUCACUAAAAAAGUGAUACAGAGAAGCCUAAGUGCUGAAAAGAUUUUGUAA
This is a messenger RNA of Dentiscutata heterogama, 2121 nucleotides long. The record is from the annotation of a GenBank genome assembly. Lineage: Eukaryota; Fungi; Glomeromycota; Glomeromycetes; Diversisporales; Gigasporaceae.